AUGGGUUUCAGCUCUAUCUUCUGCUUCCAGCCUCAGCAGGCACUUGUGCUGCCUCUGCAGCAUCCUAGUUUCUCUAGCAACUUGGUGAAACAUGGUGGUAGCCACAAAUGGUGGGAGCACUUCAGCAGCAAAGUGAGGGAGCGGAAAAAGUACAGAAAAGGAUCUGUGGAUAUUUCAAGGAUAAAAUGUGUGGAGGUUGUAAAAAGUGAUGGUAUUAUUCCAUGUCAAAAUAAAUAUCCAUUUCAGGUUGUAUAUGAUGCCAAUACGCUUUAUAUAUUUGCACCAAGUGCACAAAGCCGGGAUCAGUGGGUGAGGAAUCUGAAAGAAGAAAUAAAGAACAACAGUAAUAUAAUGAUAAAAUAUCACCCUAAAUUCUGGACAGAGGGAAUUUAUCAGUGCUGCAGACAGACAGACAAACUAGCACCUGGCUGUGAGAAAUAUAAUCUCUUUGAAAACAGUGUAAUGGGAUUGCCUUCUCCAAUGCCAGAAAAAAAUUCGCGAAGGCCUCCGCCCCCUGUUCCCCUGGUUGAAGAGAAUGGAAAUGAAGAGGAGGAGAUAGUGGUAGCAAUGUAUGACUUUCAGCCUACAGAACAUCAUGAUUUAAGAUUAGAGAAAGGGGAAGAAUAUACAGUGAUUGAGAAGAAUGACGUUCACUGGUGGAAGGCAAGAGACAAAUACGGAAAGCAAGGAUAUAUUCCAAGCAACUAUGUAACAGGAAAGAAGUCCAACAACCUUGAUCAAUAUGAGUGGUACAGCAGGAACCUGAACAGAAGCAAGGCAGAGCAGCUCCUCAGAAACGAGGAUAAAGAAGGUGGUUUUGUGGUGAGAGAUUCAAGUCAGCCUGGCCUGUAUACAGUUUCCCUUUAUACAAAAUUUGGAGGAGAAGGUUCAUCAGGAAUAAGACACUACCAUAUAAAAGAAACAGUGACGUCACCAAAGCAGUACUACCUCGCAGAAAAACAUCUCUUUAACUCCAUUCCAGAAAUAAUUGAGUAUCAUAAACAUAACGCAGCAG
This is a messenger RNA of Merops nubicus (carmine bee-eater), 1015 nucleotides long. Its product is annotated as tyrosine-protein kinase Tec-like. Gene Ontology annotation, biological process: intracellular signal transduction. The transcript has 10 exons. The annotation marks the transcript as partial. The record is from RefSeq and is a predicted model, not a curated record. Lineage: Eukaryota; Metazoa; Chordata; Aves; Coraciiformes; Meropidae. Gene Ontology annotation, molecular function: protein binding.